AUGUCAUAUGUUAUACCUGAAACUCCAAAACGGCGGCCCGAGUUUUUUCAUGUUGUCCUAUUAUUCGUAGCAACUAUAAUUUUAUCGUUCAUUCUUGUGGAUCCAAUUUAUCCAUUCCCCGAAUCUGUUAUAUCUGGAGAUCCUUGGUGGAGAUAUGAUCCCGACCCCUUAAUUGUUAUGGUCACUGUUAUAGAUGAAUCAAGUAAAGACGGAAAUAAUAAGGAUGUGAAUAAUUUAACAUCUAGUGAUUACUUUAAGGAAAUCGGUAUCAAGAAUAAAAUUAUUUAUGCUGAUAAGUAUGGAUAUGAAUUGGUUAUUAAAGGAUCCUGGGAAAAUAUACCUAUAUUAUUGGAAACCAUGAAGGAAUAUCCAAAAUCCGAUUGGUUAUGGUGGAUGAAUUCGAAUAUAUUUAUCUCGAAUUAUUCGAUUAGUCUUUCGUCGAAUGUAUUACGAAAUGUCACACAAGCCUCAUUUGCGGAUAGGCAAAUGUUGAUUGGAUACGACUGUCAUGGCCUUAGCACUGCAUCAUUUCUUAUACGUAAUUCUCCCUGGGCUAGAGAUUUUUUGGAAACUUUGCAUAAUUCACUAUUAUUCAAGGAUUUUGAAGAUGAAGAAACCGCUAUGCAAAUGUUGAUUGAUUUUGAAGCUAUUGAAGUUGGUUCAAAGAUUUCAUUUGUUCCUUUGCGAACUUUGAACGCUUUACCGUUUAAUCAUAAUUGUGGCAAUGAUGAGAAGUAUGUAUGGCAUAAGGAUGAUUUUGUCGUGAAUUUUACUGGAUGUGAGGAAGCCAAGGAAGAUUGUGAAAAACGAUUCGAAGAGAUUUUGUUACGCACAAAGCCGGUAAAAAAAAGUAAUUCUUGA
Molecule: messenger RNA, 861 nt
Organism: Funneliformis mosseae
Lineage: Eukaryota; Fungi; Glomeromycota; Glomeromycetes; Glomerales; Glomeraceae
Source: the annotation of a GenBank genome assembly